Messenger RNA from Choloepus didactylus (southern two-toed sloth), 1988 nucleotides. RefSeq names its product mitogen-activated protein kinase 15 (gene MAPK15). The transcript is spliced from 14 exons. Lineage: Eukaryota; Metazoa; Chordata; Mammalia; Pilosa; Megalonychidae. Gene Ontology annotation, molecular function: ATP binding; MAP kinase activity. Bases 84 to 1757 code for a protein of 557 amino acids. Gene Ontology annotation, biological process: intracellular signal transduction; protein phosphorylation. Gene Ontology annotation, cellular component: nucleus; cytoplasm. The record is from RefSeq and is a predicted model, not a curated record.
GCCGCCGGUUCCCAAGGCAACGGCAGCAGCUCCCCGCGGGGCGGCCGGGACGCGGAGCCGGAGGGGGCGCCGGGGGCUCCGGCAUGUGCGCGGCGGAGGUGGACCGACACGUAGCCCAGAGAUACCUGCUCAAGCGGCGGCUCGGCAAGGGGGCCUACGGCAUCGUGUGGAAGGCGGUGGAUCGCAGGACUGGCGAGGUCGUGGCCAUCAAGAAAAUCUUUGAUGCCUUCAGGGAUAAGACGGAUGCCCAGAGAACAUUCCGGGAGAUCACGCUGCUCCAGGAGUUUGGGGACCACCCCAACAUCAUCCGUCUUCUGGAUGUGCUCCGGGCGGCAAACGACAAGGACAUUUACCUGGUGUUCGAGUCCAUGGACACUGACCUGAACGCCGUCAUCCACAAGGGCGGGCUGCUGAAGGACAUCCACAAGCGCUACAUCUUCUACCAGCUCCUGCAGGCCACCAGGUUCAUCCACUCAGGGAACGUCGUCCACCGUGACCAGAAGCCAUCCAACGUGCUCCUGGAUGCCAACUGCUUGGUGAAGCUGUGUGACUUCGGCCUGGCCCGGUCCCUGAGUCUCCUGCCCACAGGGCCCGAGGGCCAGGCCCUGACGGAGUAUGUGGCCACGCGCUGGUACCGAGCUCCGGAGGUGCUGCUGUCCUCACGCCGGUACACCCAGGGGGUAGACAUGUGGAGUCUGGGAUGCAUCCUGGGGGAGAUGCUAAGGGGGAGCCCCCUGUUCCCGGGGACGUCCACAUUCCACCAGCUGGAGCUGAUCCUGGAUACCAUCCCACCACCAUCAGAGGAAGACCUCCAGGCUCUCCACUCGGACUACAGCGCCUCCGUCCUGCACCGCCUGGGGUCCCGGCCACGGCAGACGCUGGACGCCCUCCUGCCGCCAGACACCCCCCCGGAGGCCCUGGACCUCCUCGAGCGGCUCCUGGUGUUUGCCCCGGACAAGCGGCUCAGCGCGGCCCAGGCUCUGCAGCACCCCUACGUGCAGAGCAGAUUCCACUGCCCGGCCCGCGAGCGGACCCUGGAGGCGGACGUGCGGCUCCCGGUGCACGAAGGAGCCCAGCUCUCGGCGGCUGAGUAUCGCAGCCGCCUCUACCAGAUGAUCCGGGAGCGGAGAGGGAACAGCCGCGUCCGCAGAGAGGAGGGCCUGAGGGGUGCGCCCCCGGGGGAUGAGCCCAGGAACGCCAGGCCCCAGGCACACCUAUCCAAACCCAGAGCCCUCCCCCAGCUCCCCGCGGGGUCACCCGUGCAGAGCCCCGGACCCGGGCCGCAGAGCAGCCACGGUCAGCACCCCGCACCCGAAGCCCCCUUCGGAGCCAAGAACAUUCCCAGGCAGAAGUCAGCCCCCCCGCCCCAGCCUCCGCCUGCAGGAUGCCUCUGGAGGGAGGGAAGGUCCCCCGGGGCGACUGCGGAGGCACCCCCCUGGGUGAAGCCAAGCAUCAGGGAGGUAGUGCCCUCCCUGGUCUCGCAGGCUGCGGCUGAGGUGGUCAACCAGGCCCUGAUCCGGAGGGACCGGAAUGGGACUCGUGGUGCCAGGGCACCCAGCACCUGGAAGUUCCCUCAUCUGCUUCCCCAGGGGCUCCGGCCCGAGCCCCGGCCUGCUCGGAGGAUGUUCACCGCCUCGGCAGCGCAGGGGGUCCAGGGGGCUGCAAGGGCCUCACUGGGGGGCUACUCCCAAGCCUAUGGCACCGUCUGCCACUCGGCACUGGGCCACCUGCCCCUGCACCCAGGAGCCCGCACCUGAGCCACCCUUCCCUCCCUCCAGCCCAGCUCCGCCUCAGGCCAGCCCCAGCCCUUCAGCCAAGCCCCUUGCCCGCCCCUAGUUCUCUCCACCCAACCUUUCUCAUCAGCUCCCCCCCUGCCUGGCCACAUUCAAGUUCUGGGGAGCUUGUCUGGGCCUUCACGGUGGGGAGGAAGGGGGGCUAGAUGAAGUCCCCACCCCUAGCCUUCCUCCAAUAAAAUCUGGUUGCCCCCA